AGAGCGCGGGGCAGCCGCUCCGGAGAGCGGCGGGGCCGCACCGCACCAUGGCGGGGCCGCGGGGGGCGCGGGGCCGCCUCCCGCCGCCGCUGCUGCUGCUGCUGCCGCUGCUGCUGCCGCUCCCGGCCGCGCCGGCCGCCCAGGUGAGCGGGGACCGGCACCCGGAGGGGCUGGGGCGGGGACACGGGGCUCCUCUCCGCUUCUCUCUCGCUGCCCUUGCGCCCCGCAGCGCUGCCCCGGCAGACAGGUGGGCAAAGCCGCGCUUAAACUGCGCCCGAGCCGCGCUUAAAGCGCGAGCGGCCGCUUUCGGGAUCUUUUCACCCUUCUCAGCCCACACCUGAAGCUGCCCCCGAGGGCACCGGGAGCAAAGAACCCCCGUUUGGGGCUUUUUCUUUUUGGCGGGGGGGGGAUUUUCCAGCUUUGCGAUGGCUCAGCAUCCCGCCGGAGCUCGCGCUGGCUCCCGGAGUUAAACCCAGCCCUAACAAAGAGCUGUUUAUUAAAGCCAGCGACGCGCCAGCAUCUAUUUGCUUUUGCCUCCCUUCCUGUGCGCUCGGGGUAUCCCAGAGCUGCCAGCACACCCCCGGCAGCCCGGGAGCCCCGAAACCGCUCCCGGGGAAGCAGAGGACACCGAGCGCGGUGCAUGGGCUCCCCGUUUGUCCUCCCUCAACCCUCAGCAGCUCUUUGGAAACGGGAAUCAUUCCACAGCGCGGUUGUGGAAAGGAGGGAGGAAAUCCCUUCCAGCAGGUGGGACAGAGCCCACCAGCUCCGGUUCGCUUUCCCGGAAUUCCGUAGCCCCCAGCGCAGUCCCUGCGUGCUCCCUCCUCACUGCGCUCCCCGGAUUUCUGAGCUCUGGGAAUGGCUUUGCUCUUUUUCCUCGGUUUCGAGUCAAUUCCACAGGAAUCCCAUAAUAACGGUGCCCGUCUCCGGCAUGAGUCAGUCCCGUGGGAGCGAUCGCUUUGCAGGCAGGAGUCCCAGCAGCGUUCCUGGCCCCGGCAGAGCUCACAAGACAGCUGUUUUCCUCUUCUUUUGUCAUGUGGAAACGGGACAGGGCUGGAGCUCCAGCAGGAUGAAACAUGAGUUAUAGCAUCUCUUCCACAAAGCGAUCCCAGCCCUGCCUGGAUCGCGGGCCUAGGUGGAAAAAACUCCCGGAUCUGGGUAAAUGCGGAGGGAAAGACAAAGUCAGGGCGCUCAGGGAACACCGGACGCCGCGGAGCUCCCGCACCAGCCUCCUCGGGGGGCUCCUGGGGGGAGCGGCAGCACAGGGAGGUCCCCAUGGCUGUCCCCAUCCCUGUCCCCGCAGAGCUGCCUCAGCAGGCAGCAGCUCCUGGCUGCCAUCCGGCAGAUGCAGCAGCUGCUCAAGGGACAGGAGACGCGCUUCUCCGAGGGGCUGCGAGCCGUCAGGAGCCGUCUCAGCACCAUCCACGCCUCCCUGGCCAAGGAGCCGCCCGCCCCCUCCUGUCCUGCCCUCCAAGCCCCUGCGGAUGGGAGGAAGUUCGGCACCAAAUAUUUGGUGGAUCACGAGGUUCACUUCGCCUGUGAUCCAGGAUUCCAGCUCCUGGGCUCCAGCACACGGACGUGCCAGGCCAACGGCAGCUGGACGGGGCAGGAGCCGCGCUGUGCAGAGAUCAGCGAGUGCUCGAGCAGCCCCUGCCAGAACGGCGGGACGUGCCUGGAGGGGCUCGGCCACUUCCAAUGCCUCUGUCCCCCGCAGUGGGCCGGGACCAGCUGCCAGUACCGGGCUCAGACCGCUCCUCCCGGCUGGAGUGUGUCGGAUGACCCAGCCUUCAGCCGGCAGCCCCACUGUGCCCAGCUCGCCCAGAGCCAGCAGUGCAGCUGCGAUCCCGGCUUCCAGAUGAGCGGCACGGCUUCCAACGGCAUCUGCCAGGACCUCGACGAGUGCGAGGUGUACCAGCAGGAAGGGGGACCCCGGCUCUGCGCCCACGCCUGCAUCAACACUCCCGGCUCCUUCCGCUGCUCCUGCCCCGCCGGGUACGUCCUGCUGGGCGACGGCAAGAGCUGCGAAGAUAUUGAUGAGUGUUCCCUAUCCCAGGAUAACUGCACGAGCGGGAGCAGCUGCAUCAACACGGGCGGGGGAUUCCAGUGCGUCACCCCCGAGUGUCCCCCGGCUGCCGGCAACAUCUCCUACGUCAAAACCUCCCCCUUCCGCUGCGAGCGCAACCCGUGCCCCAUGGAGAGCCGCUCAUGCCACCAGGCCCCCAAAACCAUCUCCUUCCACUACCUGCCGCUCCCCUCCAAGGCGCGGGCCCCGGUGCCGCUGUUCCGCAUGGCUCCGGGCCGGCCGGGUCCGGACAGCCUGCGCUUCGGCAUCGCGGGCGGCAGCGGCCGCGGGCACUUCGCGGUGCGGCGCUCGGAGCGGCACGCCGGGGAGCUGCUGCUGCUGCACAGCCUGCAAGGGCCCCGCACCCUGAACGUGGAUGUGCACAUGGCCGAGUACCUGGAUCGGGCCUUCCAGGCCAAGCACCUGUCCAAAAUCACCCUCUUCGUCUCGGCCUAUGAGUUUUAAGUGAGGGGGGUUGUUCCUUGAUCCCUGCUCGGCUGCCCGUGGCUCCCGGGGGAGGUCCAGGCUGGAGCCGGCCAGCCGCCGCUCUGUCCCAAAGGUCUCCAUUCCGGGGGGAUUUACGCCUGCCUGGGUGGAUUCACACCACCAAAUGAGGUGGAGAAGUCCCAUCCUCAUCCCGGCUACAACAGCAGCUGGAAACCACGGCCCUGGUUUCCUUUGAAUUCCCAUUUUUUCCUUUAGGAAGUGGUGAAGCCGGGUGUGGAGGGUGAGAGAGGCUCACGGCCUUUCCCGCUCUCCUCCCUUGUUGCACCCAGACCUGAUCCCUAAAAAACACACUUCUGCUUCCCUCUGGAUGCUGAGAAUCCCCCUGGCAGCCUGAGAAUCCUGGAAUCCCUGUAGGGAUUGAGGUCUGGCACUGGGAUCCAUCAGGGCUGGAAAACUCCAUGGACAUCCACCCGGGUGCCCUCUCCAGCAAGCGGGGCAAAGGAGCAAUUCCAGGGUUAUCCUUGCUCCUCCAGCCUCCCAAACGGGGAUCCCCCAUGGAUCCCCCCCCAGCAGAACUUCAGCUGCACGUGGAGGUGGGAAUAUUCCCUGCUCCAUCAGCCAGAGCCUCCAUCCCAGCGUAGGAAUGCUGGGGAGAGCUGGGAUUCGGCUUCUCCCGGGGGGAUUCACCCUCCUGCUUGUGCAUGUUCCGCAUGUUCCCUCAUCCCGCUGGAUUUAGCACAAUUAAAGGAUGAUGUAAAGGAUGGCACCGGAGUGAGGCACCUGAUGGAUGUGUGGGAUGGGGGGAAUGCUCACCCGGAGCAGUCCAAGGGGAAUUGGGAUCCGGGAGGGCAAGAACCUGUUAUCUGUGGGUUUAUUUUCCUGCUUUGUUGUGUUUGGGAGGGGCUGGCUGAUAGCAGGGAGCUCAUUCCCACCGGAGCAUCCUUCCCCCCAAGGAAUCCUCAUCCCUGAGCGUCCUUUCCCCUGGGAAUCCUCACUCCCUCGCAUCCUGCACCCACCAAAACCAUUCCCACUCCUUGUCCCGAGGAAAGAGGCUCCCCCAGACGGAUCAGUCUCCUCUAGGGGAUCCAGCUCCUGGAUUUUUGGGGGGUACAGGAGCUCGGAAAGAACAAGAAGGGACAUUCAGGGCUGCUGUCGGCGGAUGGAGGAUGUUUGGAUUGGCAGGAGCUCCGGCUGGAUGCAGUGCCGGGCAGGGAAAUGUAUCCCAGGGUUGUGCUGGGGGAGGGAAGGGAAAACUCUGGAGUUCUUCAAAAAAAUAUCCCUAAAAAUUAGGAGAAAAUGCUUUUCUAGAAGCACGGCUGCUCCUCUCCUUCUUCUCUCCCAUUCCCUGCCACUUCCCAGCCUGGCUGGAUGUGCUCCUCCAACAGGCCAUGAGCCUAUUUUGGGAUGAUAACAAAAUGUGGGAGCCAAAAAGCAGGAAUCUGGGAGAGGACAAACUCCUGACCGGGCAGAAUAGUUUCCAUCUGCCGCUUUCUCCGGAUAACACAGCUGGAGACGGGCGCCUGGACCGCGCUCCGGAGGCUUUUCCUUGCGGCACGAUCCCAAACUGACAACAUUUUCCUAAUUCCCGAGGCCAGGGUGAGCUGGUUUCUCCCUUCCAGCCCUGGAAAAGUUUAAGUUCGGCUCUUUGCCUUUCUCAACCUCUGGCUGCCGUUCCAGUUGACUAAAGGAGAUUUUUUUCCUGCCCCAGAGCGGCCGCUCCGGAAUCUUUCAGACUUACCGAGGUUGGAAUUUGCAGAGAGAGGCUCUUCCAAUCUUGGAAUACAACCUUCACUGGGGAUAAUAAUAUUU
Messenger RNA from Poecile atricapillus (Black-capped chickadee), 4315 nucleotides. RefSeq names its product fibulin 7 (gene FBLN7). The record is from RefSeq and is a predicted model, not a curated record. Gene Ontology annotation, molecular function: calcium ion binding. Lineage: Eukaryota; Metazoa; Chordata; Aves; Passeriformes; Paridae.